This is a messenger RNA of Oncorhynchus keta (chum salmon), 1550 nucleotides long. Its product is annotated as single Ig IL-1-related receptor. NCBI's taxonomy places the organism in Eukaryota, Metazoa, Chordata, Actinopteri, Salmoniformes, Salmonidae. The transcript has 8 exons. Gene Ontology annotation, biological process: signal transduction. The record is from RefSeq and is a predicted model, not a curated record. The coding region runs from base 41 to 1318 and encodes 425 amino acids.
CCCGUGUCAUGCCUCUCCCGGUGGGGCCUUACUGCUGGGUAUGAAGAGGUUGUCUGUGCAGCUGGUGGACUGCAGGAAAACAAUGGGGCUGAGUGGAACUGUGAGAGGAGGAGAAGAGAAGAAAGGAUCAGAUUUGACACAUCAAAAAUCCCUGUGCACCCAAGCCCCAGAGUUUCAGUUGCCCAGUGGGGGGCAGUCUGAGGUGUGGGAGACCCUGGGUUCCUUUGUGGCUCUGAACUGUACAGCCGUGAUGUCCUGGAACCAGACGGACCAACGGUGUGACGCUACCUCCCGGACUCUGCUCUGGAGCAAAGAUGGGACCCCUCUCAACCUCAGCCUUUACCCACAGAACACAUCCACCUGGACUCCCAGCCAAUCCCAAAUGAUUGUGAGCAGUGUGCUGCAGGUCCAGGUUAGAGAGCAGGCUGACUUUGGCCUCUACUCCUGUGAGGCGAGGAACACCUCUGCUGACUUCAGCCUGCAGAAUACCGCCCAGCCCAGCCACACAGCAUCAGUGAUAGCAGCCAUCAGUCUCUUCCUGAUCCUGACUAUAGCUGCUGUUGUCUACUCCAGGUGUCGUCUCAAUAUCAAACUCUGGUACAGGAACUCCUAUGGAGACUAUGAGAUCAAUGAUGGGAAGCUGCAUGAUGCCUACUUCUCCUAUGUCAACAAUGAACACGACAGAAAGUUGGUCAACUUCAUCCUCAAACCUCACCUGGUGAACAAAUCUGGACAUAAGCUACACCUCAGUGAUAACAACAUCCUACCUGGGGGUGAGCCGUCUGCUGAGUUCCUGAUGAACGUUAGUCACUGUCGGCGGCUCAUUGUAGUGAUGUCACACGCCUACCUAGAACAGGACUGGUGCUGUAACAACUUUAGACAGGGCCUUCUGCACCUGCUGGAGCUGUCCCAGAGGCCCAUCAUCAUCAUCACAUUGGAGGGUCAGGUCAAACUCAUGAGACCCGAUGUAGUCCAGCAAAUCAGAGAACAGCAACACAAACUCACCUUGCUCACCUGGUCGGGAUCACACUCCAUGGUGACUCAACCUAGCCUUGAACCUAACCCUUUAUUUACAUUUUAUUUCACCUUUAUUAUCUCCUCAUUCACCUUCUGGUUUCUUCCCCCCUUCUCUCCAGGCAUUCGUCUCCCAGUCUACAAGGCACUGGCAUCCAGAGCCCCUGUGCUGCCUAUGUUCCCCUCGGUCCCUGCAUCCCUGACUGAGCCCAAACUCUCGGAUAUAGAUGUAUCGGACCUGGGAUCGCGCAACUACGGAGCUCGCAAUGACUUCUACUGCCUGGUUACAGAGGACAACAUCUAAGACUGUAUAGCUUCUGAAGAAAAAAACAGAGAACAAGAUCUCCGACUUCUACUCUUCACUCUUCACUUCAGUCUGAAUGUAAAACAGGUUCUCUCACCAACACUAUCUACAACUUCCGGGUGUAUGUUUCAAAAGGAUAGAGGAGAGCAGGUGUUCCUAAUGUUUUGUACACUCAGUGUAUAUGUGAAAGGUUUAAAAUAUGGACAAAUCUCAAUAAACUGAUCAAAUCAAA